This is a messenger RNA of Symbiodinium sp. CCMP2592, 2163 nucleotides long. The record is from the annotation of a GenBank genome assembly. Lineage: Eukaryota; Dinophyceae; Suessiales; Symbiodiniaceae.
AUGUUGAUCAUGGUGGGCGAGCUCUCCGCCAUGGUGAUCGAGAAUGUCGUGGGCAUCUCGCAGAAGCUGCCUGGGCAGCAUGAGCCUUUCAUGCAGGUGCUCCUGCGGGUCCUGCGUGCGGAGGUUGCCCAGUUCAGUUGGGGCUUUCACUGCCUCAGCGCGGUGGACUAUGGCUUGCCACAGCAGAGGACGAGAGUCUUUCUCGUCGGCAUCCGCUCAGGCUACGGCGGCGUGCCACAGCCGCUGGGGCCUUUCGGCCGGAGAACUCUUCGGGAGUUCUUGGCACCCGGGCUGCCCCCCGUGGACGUCUCCAAGCUGACGGCCAGCUUGAAGAAGAAUCUGGCCGAUGCUUGGCGGGCGCUGCGGAAGCUGGCCGCUGAGGGCAGCACCGCUUCUGUGGUGUGUUGGCCGCUUGACCGGUCGGAGGGCAUGACGUACCCUCGGAAGUUUUUCUUUGAUGUGGCGCCGACCCUGACGACGGCCAACACCCGCCUCUUCGUCGCCUCCAUGGACGACCUGCACAUGGGGCCGCAGCAGCGUGCCUUCUGGCGCUUCUUGCGGUGCGAGGAGCGGAUGGCUCUGCAAGGCUUCCCGCCGAACACCCUGCAGGGGGAGAGCGACGCUCUGAGGACGAAGGCGUCCGGAAACGCCUACCCGGCGCAGAUCAGCAAGGCGGUGGCUGCGAGCGAUGGACAGUCGUCGGCCGCCGAGCAGUCGGCAACUGUGAAGAAGAGGCCUGCAUCGGCCGUGGCUGCUGGGCCAGUGAAGAAGAAGCCGGCUAAGCGAGCCCUCGAAAAGAGCGGCAUUGGGAAGAAUGAGGAUAAUCUUCGAAAGAUGGUGGAUGGUGUAAUCAGAGAUUUGCUGUCCGCUCCGGACAUGUGCUUUGCGCAAGCCAGCAAACUGCUGGCGCAGAUCACGCAGAGCGGCUUGCGCCAAAACCUGAAGGAACUUCUGGUGGAGGCGCUGCAAAGCAAAGUUUCGGCCGACGCUGCCGGCGAGGCUGCUGAGGAAGUUGCUGCCAAGGCCGAGAAGAACACGAAGAAGCUCCAGAAGUGCAGGCAUCUGGAGAAUUACCUGCUUGAGACGGAGUGGGAGCAGCUUCGUAACCCGAAGCGGUCUUGGGAUGACAAGCUUCGGCUCCUUGCCCGCCGAUACGUGAGCAUCGGCCUGACGUGUCCUUCGGAAAGAACGAGCAAGUAUGCUCUUGUGGUGCUGUUUGUCGCAAACUACAAUGGUGAUGGGGGUAUCAACACCCUCAGCAUCAAUGCGCAGCAGGCCUACAGCUGCUUGCAAGACUUCAAGACGAUGGUGAAAGCUUUUGCAAAGCAAGGCGAGUACUCCAAGCUCCUGCUCUACCCCGCCAGCCCAGCUGACUUGCCACGGGAGCUUUACUUGAAGGCAUACGGGACCGAAACCCCGUCUGCCAGUCCGCUGGCAGACUCAGACCUGGUCCUUGUGGACUCCGCCCUGCCAGCCCGGAAGACGCACAGCAGCGUGGAUCGGGCCAAGACCCCUUUGCGACUCACAGGCCGGGACACGCACCUGCAGGAGGCGAUGUCCCAGCUGUUUCUGCAGUUGUUUGAAGGCAGAUGCAAUGGAGGCUUCUCUGCAGGCUGCAGCGGAGCAGCACUCAAGAUGCUGCAAGGCGCCCGGAACGGUGGUGAAGACAGCCAGGGCGGCAGCGAGACUGCAAGCCCCGACCAGAAGCGCAGCAAGCAAGCUGUGCAGCAGGCGGAGGAGGAGGAAAGCAAGGAGGAAGCCGCCGAGCCGCUUGCUCUGGAGCCGCCCGAAGCGGAAGAAGCCGUGGAUGACAUAACUUUGAAAAUCGCUGAGCAGCUGCAGCAAGGAAAGGACGAGAAGGCCGCAGCCAGGGCGGAAAAGCCUCAGGCGAAAGCCAAAGCAAAAGCCAAGGCAAAAGCCAAGGCAAAAGCCAAAGCAGAAGCCAAAGCCAAAGCUGUUGGAAAAGUAUUGGACUUUCCAGGCACGGAGGCAAGAGAUGCCAUCAGUGUGGGCAACUUUAGGAUCUACACGGCGGUGAAUUCCCAAGCCUACCGAGUGAGGCCGCUGGGAGAAAAGAAAGACAAGGCUUUCAGCUGGAAAGCGACAACUGCCGAGGAGGCUUGGAACCGCGUUGUGUCCUACUUGAAGGAGCAGAAAGCGUGA